CGCUGCGCCUACUCCAUGUGAAAGGCUUCUGUGGCUUCCCGAUUGCACCCCCCGCUUUGCCGGCAGGAAGGGGGAGCCCCCGCUGUGAGGUGCCGGUGUCGGUGCCGGCUGGGCGGGUGGGACACCAGCUAUGGAUACCGGCAGCUUUCCCGCCGCGGGCGGGCGGGCGGGCGGAUGGAAGGCAGGAAGGCAGGGAGGAAGCGUGGCACUGCGCAGGUGCAGGCGGGAGGUGGCGGGAAUGGCGUCCGUGGUGCUGAGCGAGGCGGAGAAGCUCUACAUCGUGCACGGCGUGCAGGAAGAUCUUCGUGUAGAUGGUCGAGGUUGUGAAGACUACAGAUGUGCAGAAGUAGAAACAGAUGUUGUAUCAAACACAAGUGGAUCUGCAAGAGUAAAGCUGGGAGAAACUGAUAUCUUGGUAGGCAUAAAAGCUGAAAUGGGGACACCGAAGUUGGAGAAACCAGAUGAAGGUUACCUGGAAUUUUUUGUUGACUGUUCUUCAAACUCUCCUGAGUUGGAAGGCCGGGGAGGAGAAGAACUUGGCACAGAUAUAGCAAAUACGCUGUACAGGGUAUUCAGCUGCGAGAACAGUGUAGACUUGAAAUCCCUUUGUAUCAAUCCCAAAGAGCACUGCUGGGUUCUCUAUGUGGAUAUAUUGUUAUUGGAAUGUGGUGGGAACAUCUUUGAUGCAAUCUCUAUCGCAGUGAAGGCAGCUCUCUUUAACACAAGGAUACCCAAAGUGCGUGUUCUGGAGGAUGAAGAAGGCACCAAAGAGAUUGAGCUGUCUGAUGACCCUUAUGAUUGUAUUCGACUCAGUGUAGAUGAGGUGCCCUGUAUUGUCACACUAAGCAAAAUUGGAUAUAGGCAUGUGGUGGAUGCUACCCUUCAGGAAGAAGCCUGUUCUUUGGCAAGCCUGCUUAUUUCUGUGACCAGUAAAGGUGCCAUCACUUCUAUGAAGAAAGUGGGGAAAGGUAGCCUGGAUCCUGAGAGUAUUUUUGAAAUGAUGGAGACAGGACAAAGAGUAGGCAAGUCACUUCACAUAGCCCUUCAGAAGAUUUUGGAUGAAGAAGAGAGUUUGGGGACCUCAAGACCAAAAGUUGGAUUUCUAGGAUGAGUUUUUAUUAAAUGUUCAAAACUGUUUUUAA
Molecule: messenger RNA, 1142 nt
Organism: Corvus hawaiiensis (hawaiian crow)
Lineage: Eukaryota; Metazoa; Chordata; Aves; Passeriformes; Corvidae
Gene: EXOSC7
Product: exosome component 7
Exons: 8
Coding region: 131-1111 (326 amino acids)
Biological process (GO): exonucleolytic trimming to generate mature 3'-end of 5.8S rRNA from tricistronic rRNA transcript (SSU-rRNA, 5.8S rRNA, LSU-rRNA); U5 snRNA 3'-end processing; U1 snRNA 3'-end processing
Cellular component (GO): cytoplasmic exosome (RNase complex); nuclear exosome (RNase complex)
Source: RefSeq, a predicted model, not a curated record